Messenger RNA from Morus notabilis, 2482 nucleotides. RefSeq lists its product as uncharacterized. The record is from RefSeq and is a predicted model, not a curated record. Lineage: Eukaryota; Viridiplantae; Streptophyta; Magnoliopsida; Rosales; Moraceae. Gene Ontology annotation, molecular function: mRNA binding; demethylase activity. Bases 382 to 2052 code for a protein of 556 amino acids. Gene Ontology annotation, biological process: mRNA catabolic process. The transcript is spliced from 7 exons.
GCCGACCAUCCCCCUUCAGCCUUCGCCACCUUCUCCUCCGCUUCUUCCAAGUCUAACCAACCACCUUCUACUCCUACUAUGAACUAACUUGAGAUUUAAAAAAAAAAAAAAAAAACAGAGAAAAAAAAAAAGAAAAAAAGAGAAAAGAAAAGGCCUUCACUUUCUUGUUGCCACGUAGACCUCCUCCUCAGAUUGCCACGUCACCACAGUGCACCCCAUAAAAUGUACGGACGUGCCGCUGAAUAUAUAAGCCCCGCCUCAAGAAAGCCCCUCCCAUGUGAAAACCCAAAGCCUUCAUUCAUUUCUCUCUCUUUCUCUUCUAUUUGCCGAAAGAACUUUCAGCCGAAAAAAAAAUCAAUAUUUCCCGAUACAAUCUGAUACAUGGUGAUGGCCGCAGCAACCGAUCGAGCUACUCAUGCUGCUUUGGUGGGGCCAUCGCCGGCGACAAUGGUGUCGGUGCCGAUGACGAUGCCGACUCCGGUGACGGUGAUGCCGGAUGCUUUCGCCAAGGAGGCGAUGCUCGCUUGGUAUCGCGGAGAGUUCGCGGCUUCCAACGCGAUCAUUGACGCUCUCUGCGGCCACCUGAGGCAAUUCCCCGGCGGCAAUGAAAUCUACAAGGGCGUCUUCGAGGCGAUACACCGGCGUAGGGUGAACUGGAUUCCGGUCCUCCAGAUGCAGAAAUACCACACCAUUGCUGACGUCACUAUGGAGCUUUGUCGUGUUGCGCCGGCGAGGGUGUCGGAAGAGGAGCGUGUAGAACAGAAGUGUGGUGGUUAUAAGGUCGCCGGUGAAGCAGAGAAAAAGAGCAACAAGGGAGUGAAUCUGUGUUUGGAGGAAGAGAAAGUUGUGGAAAGUGAUGAAAAUGGAUAUCCAGAUAACGAGGAGGCUGUGGAAGAAAACGAUUCGCUGAACAGUGAGAUCACUGAUACAGGUUCUCAGGAAGUGCAGGCUAAAUCGGAAAAUGAUGAGAUAUGCUCCAAUCAUAAAGAGUGCGAGGCACGUCCGGACCUGAUCAAACUGACGAAAGGCUUCUCAACAAAAGAGAACGUCAAAGGGCAUAUGGUGAAUGUUGUGAAAGGAAUGAAGUUGUUUGAGAAUAUCUUCACGGAGUCGGAGCUUUGCAAAUUGAUUGACUUCGUUAAUGAAUUCAGAACUGCUGGCCAGAAUGGAGAAUUGUCAGGGGAUACGUUUAUAUUAUUCAAUCAGCAGAUGAAGGGAAACAAGAGAGAGCUGCUUCAGUUUGGGAUUCCAAUUUUUGGACAGAUUAAAGAGGAAGGUGACAAUCAAACAAGCAACAUAGAACCAAUUCCAGCCCUUCUUGAAAAUGUCAUUAACCACCUUAUAUUGUGGAAACUCAUUCCGGAGUACAAAAGGCCGAAUGGUUGCAUCAUCAACUUUUUCGAUGAGGAUGAACAUUCGCAUCCAUUCCAAAAACCACCCCAUUUGGAGCAACCCAUCUCUACUUUGCUCCUCUCUGAAUCAACUAUGGCUAUUGGGCGUAGCCUUGUGAGUGAUAAUGAUGGAAACUACAAGGGCCCUCUUAUGCUCUCACUUAAGGGGGGGUCCCUUUUAGUCAUGAGGGGUCACAGCUGUGACAUUGCUAGGCAUGUCAUGUGUGCGUCUCCUAACAAAAGGGUCAGCAUUUCGUUCUUCAAAGUUCGACUAGAAUCAAACCAAUGCCAAGCACCAACGAGUCCUACCUCGGCUAGUGCCAUGACGGUAUGGCAACCAAGCGCAUAUGGAAUGCCAAAUGGUGUUGGCUUCGAGUCCUCCAUGGAUCUGAUGCCCGAGUGGGGAGUCCUCCGUGCUCCGGUUGUCAUGCUGGCCCCGGUGCGCCCAAUGGUGUUGAGUCCUCACAAAAAUCCUUGCAAUGGAAAUGGAACUGGAGUUUUCUUACCUUGGAAUAUGGGUUCACGGAAACCACAAAAACAUCUUCCACCACGGGCACAGAGAGGACGACUUCUUUCAUUGCCAUCCUCGCCCGAGGCUCACGGGGAUGAUAAGUCGACUACUUCCGAAAAAAUCAAUAAUGUCGAUGGAAAGUCGGUGUGAAGAAACGGUUGGUGGCGGCCCUGGGUCCAAUACAAUUAUGUGAUCAGCAGAGGCAUCAUUUAGUACUUAUUCUCGAAGAGUUAGUGUUGUACAAACAAAGAGAGCCCAGGUGCUAUUUAAGAGUCCUUUUGUUUAUUUUUUUUGCUUGUUUGUUUGUUUUUUUCUCCUUAAGCAAGUUUAGUUCUAGUGAUGGUCAUUACACCUUUUGUUGGAUGUCUAUCACUGUAGGGCUUCGAAAGUUGUCGACUCUUGAGCUUCAAGUUUGGGAAAUGUAAAUUAUAUAGCUCAAUUGUAGUAGGGAAGAAUUUUGUCUUUGGUUUCAUAUUAAUCUUUUUCCAUAAGACAGUUUUUUUUUCUUUUUUCUUUUUUCCUGGACAUGAUAAUUUUCCUAGUUUUGCCCAGCGUAUCUGAAUAUUCAUUAGUAAAUCGG